Molecule: messenger RNA, 1058 nt
Organism: Triticum dicoccoides
Lineage: Eukaryota; Viridiplantae; Streptophyta; Magnoliopsida; Poales; Poaceae
Product: (+)-menthofuran synthase-like
Exons: 1
Coding region: 65-820 (251 amino acids)
Molecular function (GO): oxidoreductase activity, acting on paired donors, with incorporation or reduction of molecular oxygen; heme binding; iron ion binding
Source: RefSeq, a predicted model, not a curated record
CGUAUAUGUCACGUGGCAUGGCAAUGCACGGGCUUCUAACUAAUACUAACGGUUAAGCUUGGGAAUGGUUGCAGAAAUGGUGGUCGAGCCGUUGAACUCGCCCGUGCUCACCACCGUCCUCGCCUUCCUUCUCGUGGUGAUCACCCUCCUCGUCUCCACCAGGCGCAGCAGCAGUGCGCUGCGGCUGCCCCCGUCGCCGCGGGGCCUGCCGGUCGUCGGCCACCUCCACCUGCUCGGGAGCCUGCCGCACCGGAGCCUCCGGUCGCUGGCCGCGUCCCACGGCCCGGUCAUGCACCUGCGGCUCGGCCGCGUGCCCGCCGUCGUGGCCUCCUCCGCGGCCGCGGCGGAGGAGGCCAUGAAGACCCGCGACCUGGACUUCGCCGGCCGCCCCAGGCUCCUCAUGGUCGACCGCUUCUACUACGGCACCGGCGGCAUCGGCUUCGCGCCCUACGGCGACCACUGGCGCCAGGCGCGCCGCGUCUGCGCCGCCCACAUGCUCAGCGCGCGCCGCGUCGCGUCCCUGGGCCGCGUCCGGGCGCAGGAGGCCGCCGCGCUCGUCGGCCGGGUCCGCCGGGUUGGUUCCGGCGUCGUGAACCUGAGCGACAACCUCGUCGUCUACUCCAACGCGGUCAUCUCCCGCUGCACGCUCGGCGACGCGGACUGCGGGGUGGAAGGCGGCGGCGCGAGGCUGAGGAAGGCGUUCGGCGAGAUGGAGGAGCUCCUCGGAACGGUGCCCAUGGGGGAGACGGUGCCUCAAGGCGUUCGGCGAGAUGGAGGAGCUCCUCGGAACGGUGCCCAUGGGCGCCGCCGGUGGACAUGAGCGAGCUGUACGGCCUCUCCGUGUGCCUCAAGGCGCCGCUGCUUCUGGCCGCCAAGCCGUGGUCGUCCAUGGAUAUGGAUGGCGUUGAGUGAGCUAGGAUCGACGGUGCUUCUUUUCUCUACAUAUAUGUCCAUGAGAAGUGUUAAAGUGGGAAUGUUUUUUUCUUGAUUUUUUUUAAAUGGAGGCAAAAUAUUUUCUUCAACUAUUUUAAUUAAGAUUUAAAAGAGUGUACAAAUAA